AUGGAAGAUCACGUCUCUGACGAGAACAAACGACAAGACUCGGAAGGCGAUAAAGAACAACGGAACCCUCCCAAGGUCGAAAACAAAGAUAACCUCGACCGGUACACUAUAGGCUGGGUUUGCGCUCUUCCAAAAGAGCAAACGGCGGCGAGAGCGGUGCUAGAUGAAGAGUUCCGGCAUGUUCACAUUCGUAAGGCAGUCGGCGACACCAACACUUACACCCUGGGCUCAAUUGGCAGACACAACAUCGCCAUAGCAUGCCUCCCUAAAGGUCAACUAGGCGUCAUCAGGGCCUCAAAGGUUGCAACUAGUAUGACCUCUACGUUUCGGAACAUGAAAUUUGUCUUGAUGGUGGGCAUUGGAGGCGGUGUUCCGUCAGGGCCAAACGAUGUCAGACUCGGUGACGUUGUCGUCAGUACUCCCACGGGACAGUAUCCCGGUGUCGUUCAGUGGGAUUUCGGAAAAACGAAGGACGGCAAAUUCGAAAGGACCGGGUCCCUUAACAAUCCACCCACGCUUCUCCUUACCGCACUGUCCAAAGUAGAAAGCGACCACGAAAUGGAAGGGUCAAAGAUUCAAGAAAACCUCGACAAAGUUUUCAAGAAAUUACCGAGGCUGAAGGCUAAGUACGGAAGGUCUGAUCAGCUCGAGGAUUAUUUGUUCGCGCCAAAUUACAAUCAUAUCGAUCGUCGUCCGGAUCCGAUUGCAGCACCGGCUUCUAGGGAAGCUCACGACCAGUCGCACAGAGGUGCUGGUUGUUUGUACUGCGACCAUACAAAAGCAAGAAAAAGAGACGUCGGAGAACCUGUCGUACACUAUGGUCUGAUCGCUUCUGGUAAUCAGGUCAUCAAGGAUGCCGCUUUCCGUGACGAGAUCAGUAACAAUCUCGGUGGCAACGUUCUGUGCGUCGAAAUGGAAGCGGCCGGUCUAAUGGACGAUUUCCCAUGCCUGGUGAUUCGCGGGAUUUGCGACUAUGCCGACUCUCAUAAAAACAAAGCCUGGCAAGAGCACGCUGCCGCUGUUGCCGCUGCUUUCACGAAAGAGUUGCUCGAAUACGUGCCACCAGUUGAGGUUGAUGGCCAACGUCCGGCAUGGGAGCACUUAUCUGAGGAGGUCCGGAGAGGGUUUGAAGACUACUCAACUUCGAAAACAGUCCAAAUUUCCACUGCCAUCACAAAUGAGAAUACCAAAGUACUGCGAGGCCAGGCUGACAGUAGUGAGCGUGACAGGAUCCUUGAUUGGCUCACUCCCGUCGAGUACGGCGCUCAACAAAGCCACUUCCUAGGGAGACUCCAAGAUGGUACAGGCAAAUGGUUUCUCGAAACCGACAAGUUUAUCGCUUGGCGAGACUCUGAACGACAGACUCUGUUUUGCUCUGGAAACCCUGGAGUUGGGAAAACUAUUCUUACAUCGUUUGUUAUCGACCAGAUCAGCACACAGUUCAAGGACGAUCGCAAAGUCGGAGUUGCCUACAUCUUUUUCAACUUUCGGAGCGUCCAAGAUCAGGAUCUGAAGGACCUGUUCGGUAGCCUGACGAAGCAGCUCGGGAGACUACUUCUGGAUUUACCCGAUUCUCUGAAAAAGUUGCACAAAGACCACUCAAUUCGUAAAACACGGCCAUCGGCUACGGAAUUUUUUGAAGCUCUUCGCAGUGUUGCGCUUCGUUUUUCGCAAGUUUAUCUUUUCGUCGAUGCACUGGACGAGCACAACAUGGGCGCUCACAAUCGAUCGUCAUUUUUAUCUCAUCUCCUUGAUUUGCAGAGGAAUCUAUCAUCGUCCAUCAACAUUUUCGCAACUUCUAGAAAGGUUCCGGAUGUCGAAAACAUGUUUUCAGAAUCACCAAAAAUUGAAGUUGCCGCUGUGAAUGACGAUAUCCACCAUUUCAUCAGCAGCCGUCUACCAAAUGUGCUAUCAGGCAUCGACAGAGACCUUGACCUCGACACUCAGAUCACAAAGGAAAUUGUGACUUCGGCAGACGGAAUAUUUCUUCUGGCACAUCUCUAUCUAGACUCGCUGGAACACAAGACAUGCGCAGCCGAUGUACGGUCUGCACUGAAAAUUCUCAUGGAACAUCAAGGAAAACAUCCAUUGUAUCGCGCCUACGACGAAGCAAUUUCAAGGAUCGAUGAUCAACCGCACGACUACAAAGUCCUUGGCAGAAACGUGAUAUCCUGGAUCUCGAAUGCGAUGCGUCCACUCACCGUUGUCGAACUUCAGUAUGCGCUUGCCAUGGAACCAGAAUGUUCCAAACUUGACAAUAAUUACAGGGAAAAGUUUGUGAAGGAAGAACUCAUGGUGUCUGUCUGUGCAGGACUUGUUACUGCACACGAUAGUGGAACGACCCGCAUCAUCGAGCUCGUUCACAAGACGACCCAGGACUACAUUCAACAAAAGCAGCAGGAACUAUUUCCUGAUGCCCACCGCGAGCUGACGGAAACAUGCAGCACAUACCUAUCACUUAUUACCUCUUUGAAUUUGGACAGAGAAGGUGUUGCAGUCCGGCCUCAUGACCCUUUUCGUCACUUCAACAGAGAAGUUAGGUUCCCCCUUGACUUCUUCGACUACGUGCUGAACAACUGGUGGCACCACGCCAAGAAAUGCUCCACGAUACCCUUGAAAAUGAUCGAAUGGCUCGAGCAUAAAGACGCAAGACUUGUGCGAUUUUUGCUGUAUAGCUCGGAGAUUCGUGAUGAGCCCGCGGUUGGCGGGGGCCGGCAAAAGCGAUUCUACUUUGAGCUCAGGAACGGGCCUCCGAUCGAUGGAUCAAGUGCGCUGCAUUGGGCAGCUUUCUUUGAUCUACACGCCGCCAUUCGAAUCCUUCACCAGAAAGGUCACAAAAUGGGUGCUUUGGAUUCCGCAAAUCGUUCGCCUCUCUGGUACGCUCUCAAGGAGGGCAACUUUGAGACCGCUCUGGCCAUGGUCAGGUUGGGUGCCGACACGGAUCAAGCAACAGAGGAACCUUCUUCCUUCCUUCCUUUGGCUACGGGAAGCGUGGAACUUCUAGCAACCCUCCUUAAUCACGACAAGAGAAGCGAUUCGGCCGAGCAGGCGUUAAAGGCGGCAAUGGUCAAUGAGCACCUGCCUGCCAUUAAACUUCUGCUCGAACGUGGUGUAUCCAUUGAUCAAACGACUCUUGAGACUUCUUUAAUUCGUUCGGCUAGGGGGAACGUGGAACUUCUCACAUUCCUUCUUGAUUACGAUAAGAGAAAAAUCUCAGCCGAGCAGGCAUUGCGGGUGGCAAUAGCCAAUAAGAAUUUACCCGCCGUUAAACUUCUGAUCCAGCGUGGUGUACAUAUUGAUCAGGAAACUCUCGAUACUUCCUUACUUCGUUUGGUUACAGCAGACGUGGAUCUUCUGGUAAUCUUGCUGGAUUGCGAUAAGGGAGAAGACUUAGCUGGGCGAGCCUUACGGGAAGCAGUAGUCAAUGGGCAUUUGUCUGCUGUUCAACUUCUGCUCAAACGAGGAGCGUCUCCUAACUAUGUUGAGCAUAAGGAUGGACAUAGCCAGACGAUUCUCAUGGAUGCGGUACAAUGUAGGAACGUUGACAUUGCCAAGCAACUCUUAGAGAAAGGGGCAAAUGCUGACGCAGUGCUUUGUGGCCAAACGGUGCUGAGCCUUGCUUUAGGUGGAUUUGCGAACCGUCACAAACUGACUCGGCUGCUUCUUGAUCACGGAGUAACUGUCAACUCGUCGGAAUUUGGCCAGGCGCCUUUAGUAGUUGCAUGCAAAUCAGGGAAAGCUUCUUUGGUAAAGCUGCUGAUUGAACGAGGCGCAAAUGUGGCAGCCGUGGGGCAUGAUGGCCAGCCUGCAAUGUGCGCAGCCUGUCACUUCCUGCCCCCAAGAUUUGGAAGGGGUGAGAUCAUCGAGAUACUCGAGCUUCUGCUACACAAUGGGGCCGACAUCGAGGCUGCAGACAGUGAUGGGAAGACAGCCCUGGCACACGCUUGUGGUGUGCCGUCCUUGUCGCCAAGUAGAUUAGACAAGGCUGAUGAAGUUGUCAUGUUUCUUCUGAAGGAAGGAGCCAAUCUGGAGACUAGAGAUAAAUGGGGACGAACGCCAUUGUCUAUAGCCUCAAUCAAUGGGCGCAAAAGAGCUAUAGCUGAGUUGCUUUGUGCCGGCGCUAAGAAAAGCACCAUUUAUGAUGGAUCAGGGGAAUAUUUUCUAGACCCGGCGACGAAGUCGGAGAGCAAAGCUCGCUGGGAGGCAUGGGCACAGUAUCCGAUGGCAAUUUCUUUCUGGCCCACGAGCGGGAAUUACCAUCCAGAGAUGAGAAGAGAAGAUCCUUCGGGGCUCAAUGUUAGCGAGGAGGUGGUCUAA
Molecule: messenger RNA, 4317 nt
Organism: Colletotrichum gloeosporioides
Lineage: Eukaryota; Fungi; Ascomycota; Sordariomycetes; Glomerellales; Glomerellaceae
Exons: 3
Coding region: 1-4317 (1438 amino acids)
Biological process (GO): nucleoside metabolic process
Molecular function (GO): catalytic activity; protein binding
Source: RefSeq, a predicted model, not a curated record